CGUGAAUGUUAUUUUUUGUAAACCACGCGUGAAGCUCAGUUUCGACUGCCAAAAUGGAUUAUAUCAAACUGAGUUUAAUUGUCAUUUUUGUAAAUGCCAUUCAAGCGAUUCCAAUGCAUCAGAGCGAGCAACACAAUAUAAUAGCAAUAAAUGCCCCAGAAAAAAGUGAACCCGAUGAACGUUUUGUAAAACUUGCAGCCAGCGUAAGAGAAAUGGUUCAGUGCAUUCAGGAAGUAGCAAAACCGGAAUCUACGACAAAGACCCCUUCGUUCGGAGACUUAUUAUGUUCAAGGACUCAUGAAACUGUUGAGUGUUACGAUGGAUUUUUCGAGGGUGUCCUAAUGAGUAUUGGGGAGGAAAACAUAACGGAGGCAAAAUCAGUUGUGAAAAAAGCGUUUUUCAGAAUAUCUGAAUCGCUUUGCAAAAAUGAUGUUUUCAGGGACCCGAACUUCCGUCUGUUGACUUUGAAAUUUAAACUACGGCAGCGAGAGUGCAACAUGACUGAUAUUGUUUUGCGGAACGGCUUCACCAAUUGGGAUUCUUCGGUUUGUGAGGAAAUGGAACAGAGUCGAUUGUGUGUGUUGUCGGAGUUUGAGGAAGAAGAUCCUGUACAAGUCAUCUGGAGUGAUUUGGUAAAUGCAGUUACGCAACCGUUUAUGGAACAGAACCACUGUCAGACAGGUGAUGAUGAAUUGUACCGAUGAAAUCACUGAAUGAUUCAAAUGCAGUUCUUUUUUUCAAAUAAUACCAUAAGUUCAGCUUUAAGAUAAAAUAUGGUAGCAGCUUAAAAAAAAUUGUUCCAAAACAAGAAAAUUAUUAAUGAUUGUUAAUAAAUCGGGAAAAGCUUAACAAUAUCAAAAGAGAUGUGGAAGUUCGUCAGCGCUUUGGACCCUAAAUGCCCAGGAACAAAUUAGCUUUGUCCUUUGUCAUUUAAUAAAUAUG
Uranotaenia lowii is the source of this 942-nucleotide messenger RNA. RefSeq lists its product as uncharacterized. Bases 54 to 704 code for a protein of 216 amino acids. NCBI's taxonomy places the organism in Eukaryota, Metazoa, Arthropoda, Insecta, Diptera, Culicidae. The record is from RefSeq and is a predicted model, not a curated record. The transcript has 4 exons.